Molecule: messenger RNA, 579 nt
Organism: Fusarium tjaetaba
Lineage: Eukaryota; Fungi; Ascomycota; Sordariomycetes; Hypocreales; Nectriaceae
Exons: 1
Coding region: 1-579 (192 amino acids)
Source: RefSeq, a predicted model, not a curated record
AUGUGUCUCACUACCUUCUGGAAGCACGAAUGUUACAUUUGCCACCACGCCAUCAAGGAGAACGCUUCUCUUCAAGACCCCGCGAUCACCGGUACUUGUUCAGCAGGGUGUGGUGAGCCAGUCCAGGUAAAGCUGCAGUGGCGCCUCUGGAUCUGCCCUCGUUGCGAGGAAGAAACAGCUACUGACCAGCCCAAGUACCCCCCUACAGGGCAGCAGCAGGAGCGCGUCGCUGCGUAUAUGUUCCUGGAUGGAACGGAGCCCCAGAAUCAGUAUCGGCGCCAGGAUAGACCUCAGCGCCGGAAUGAACCUCGUUUCCAGGAUGCUGCGCAGCUCCAGGGUGCUCCACGAGUCCAGGAUGCUCCGCGGUCCCAAGACGCUCCGGGGAACGCGCCUUUUCAGAGCAAUGCAGGCGGUUAUCGCGCCGCUCCGCAGUAUCCUCCUCAGCUUCCUGAGCAACGCCCCCAGCACUUCCAGACAGGUUAUCCUCCUCGUGUCCAGAACGAACCCCGCCGCCAGGGUCGUCGUGAGAGCCAUAGCCAUAGCCAUAGCCAUGGCCACCACCACCACCACCACUACUAG